This is a messenger RNA of Purpureocillium takamizusanense, 2360 nucleotides long. RefSeq lists its product as uncharacterized. The transcript has a single exon. The coding region runs from base 44 to 2002 and encodes 652 amino acids. The record is from RefSeq and is a predicted model, not a curated record. NCBI's taxonomy places the organism in Eukaryota, Fungi, Ascomycota, Sordariomycetes, Hypocreales, Ophiocordycipitaceae.
CUUGGACACAUCUCUUGCCUCUCAGCACGCCCAAGCUCGCGCAAUGAGGCUCCUUGGCACCAAGGACCUCGAGCUCAAAGAGUUCUUUGACAUUCACGUCCCGGCCUACGCCAUCUUGUCUCACACCUGGGCCGACGGCGAGGUCUCGCUCCAAGACUGGGCCGACAAGAACAACCGUCGCUUCAAACCGGGGUACCAGAAGAUUGUCAAGGCAUGCGCCGAGGCCGUUAAAGAUGGCAUCGACUACAUCUGGAUCGACACCAACUGCAUCGACAAGACCAGCUCGGCGGAGCUGUCCGAGGCCAUCAACUCCAUGUUCAAGUGGUAUCAGAGGUCCGUCGUCUGCUACGCGCAUCUCGGAGACGUGUCGCACGCCAGUAUUCAAAGCUGCAGGAAGCCGAACAGCGAGUUUCGCAAGGCACGAUGGUUCACAAGAGGGUGGACGUUGCAAGAACUCAUCGCGCCGACCGAGCUCAAGUUCUUCUCCAAAGACUGGCAGGAGAUCGGGACCAAAGCGAACACGACGCUGGCAUUGACGAUAGCCGAAGUCACUGGCAUAACGGUGUGGUGUUUGCGCAGGGGAAUAUUCUCCAAGCUGAAUCCUCUGCGCGAGUAUAGCGUCGCGCAGAGGCUGUCAUGGGCGUCCCGUCGCUCCACCACUCGAGUCGAGGAUCAGGCGUACUCGCUCCUUGGCCUGUUUGACAUCUCGAUGCCCCUUGUGUACGGUGAGGGAUCGGAAGCUUUCACACGCCUACUUGAGGAAAUCAUGCGCAAGUAUACAGACCACAGCAUACUUGCCUCGCAACUGCGGUACGUCGACGUUCUGCCCCGGUCGCCCAAAGAAUUCUGCGAAUCGCAGGAUGUGGCUACUGGAAAGUUGACGCAUCGGAGGAAAAAUUUCAUGCAUCAGAGGAAAGCUUAUACGCCUCGGAUUCAUUCCUAUCCGUUCCAGAUGACCAACACGGGACUUCAGAUGACACUUCCCAUAGUCGCUACCUUGGCACCGGCCUUUGUCUUUGGCGUCCUCGAUUGCUGGGACGAGUCUGGGACGACGCAAAAGACGCGAUCCUUGUGCCGUAUAUGGAUUCCUCUGCUGCGCCAAGGGCCCGAAAGGAUGCGUCAAUUUACCAGACUUUUAUGGCCGUCCCCCUUCCUCCCCGUUCGGUUGGUGCCAAACGAUGAACUUGGCAUGAAGCUGGGAUUGGCCAAGAGGAUUACGGCCAUGACCUUCUCUGACCGAGCUGGUGCAUCUUGGGAGCCAGUGGACCUUGUGACACCUGAGUCCUAUCAAGAUAUAUUGAUACGGAAGCCGCAUGCGACCACGCUGCCUGUGCCGAAAUGGCAGCCCCGCGAAGCAGGCAGCCCGUUCUUGAUAUGCCUUCCACGAGGCUCAGACGGCUAUCGGCUGUAUGGUAUUUUCCCGCAAUCCACCGCCGAUGUCGACAAGCAGCAUGGUGAGUACCUGACCUCGCGGGUGCCACUUGUGCAGUCGCGCCCACUGCCACAGCUGGGAAAGGUCUUCGAUUCCCCGGGCAAGACCAAUGCAGGUGUGAGGCCGACAGCCCUCGACAUACAUGGUGCCGUCAUCGUAUUCAAAAGACGGCAUUCUAGGCCACCUUCCUUUGUCGCGGUCUGCUUGGUCAAUAUGCCCAUUCUAUCCCAUGACGGGGCCGUGACAUAUCAGCCUAGGUGCAAGAUUGUUACUUUCUGGAAGCCCCAUCUUGCAGAAGACCAUGAGGAGAACUUGGGAACACUGGAUGUUCGAAAGUUUUCCAUGACCGAUACCGAGCACAACUUCGUCGUCGCCGUGCAGAAGAUGCCCUGCCCGAGCCAUGCCACAGCAAAGGGAAUGGAGCAUCGGUCCGUCGGGCUUACUCAGAUCGUCUUUGAUAGGAGGCGCUUGAUGGCAGAUCAGGAGAGACUCAAGCAACUUAAUAAGGACGCCAUCCCGGAAAUGUUGGCUUUUAUGGGGCAGACUUCCUCUGACGAUGAGGAGGCAUAGCGGAAAAAGGAGAGCAAGAUGCGUGCAGCGCAGCCCGUCGACGGAACAUUGCCGAUCACGUGGAAGCGAAACCACGAGCCGGCCAUCGCAACGGAUAUCUGGUAAAUGCCUACUAUCUGGAUGUGAUGGUGUGUUGUUAGGUAAAGGACCCGCAACUCACUUCGUAAUGGGCCGAGACGUUGCCAACGGCCAUUGCGACGCUGGGGACUGAGAGCCAAGACGGGUACACAACCCGGCCUUGCGUCAGUCAUGAGGACUACUUUGUACGUACAGGAGUUCGCGAGUUGCAUGACAGCUCGAUAGACUCCACGAUUGAGGCGCUUCAAUUCUCGGCGAACCUAGUUUAGUCUGCAAACCC